Asterias rubens (European starfish) is the source of this 1687-nucleotide messenger RNA. Its product is annotated as branched-chain-amino-acid aminotransferase-like protein 2. Bases 147 to 1109 code for a protein of 320 amino acids. The transcript is spliced from 2 exons. NCBI's taxonomy places the organism in Eukaryota, Metazoa, Echinodermata, Asteroidea, Forcipulatida, Asteriidae. The record is from RefSeq and is a predicted model, not a curated record.
GAGAUACUGUCAAAAAAGGGAGACCACUGUCACAUUCACACAUGCAUACAGACAGGACUAGCGCCCUCUAGAGUCUAACCCCUACUCAUGUACCUUUCCAUCAAGAUGGCAGCCAAGUGUUAACGUGAUUAAAACUACCAAAGUUCAUGAUACAAGCUGAGUCCCUCUCUCUCUCUAAAUGCCAGCAGGAGGCAUUACAUGGUGGCAGCGGUAAACUGAAGAGUUAUAUGGCAGACUGCAAAUUGUUGGGACAGGUUCGGCUCAUGACGUGGGCGGUGCCUCGAUCCGUCUCCACUGCCUUCACUAAGUUCAUGAGCUUUGCCUGUGAGGAUUCAACUAUAAUCUUCGAGCCUUAUGUCACCGCUUACUGGCACGGGUCCGAGGGACUACAAGAUGCUACUCAUCGAGCAACUUUAGCAGCUCUAGCAAGUUAUGAAGCAGCUGAGGAGAUGGAGCCGUCGGUCACUGGAGGGCGCGAACCGUCCGACUAUACAUUUGGUUUUGUAAAGGAGCAACUUGAUGCUCCUUACACUGGCAAUAAGUUGGUCUUUUGCAAAGACUCCGCCUUUACUGUCGUAGACAACCUUGAGUUUCUCCCGAAAGAUUACCGUCACGUGUUUUUAAUCCGUCAUCCUCUUAAAGUAUUCGCAUCUUGGAAGAAACUGUACCAGAGUUUUACUCCGCAUGAGUUUGAACUUGACAAGGUUGUCCCUGUAAUGUUUCCUCCAGGUUUCUUCUUCCGUGAAAUGGUCGAAUUGCUGGAGCAUGUGAGAGAGGUACACGAUCCCAAGGCAAUCAUCAUAGAUGCAGAUGACCUCCUCUCUGACCCCAAAGGCAUCCUAUCAGCCCUCUUUAAGGAGGUUGGUCUUCCCUUUGAUGAGAAGUAUCUUCAGUGGGAGGCCAGUGAUGCGGUUGUUGAACAGUGGAUGACUAGUAAUUUAUUAAAGAAAGCAUGGGUGCAUCACCAAAGAGCAUUAGAAAGCUUCUCCUUUGGAAAACCUAGUGCUCUGCCCGACCGGUCGUCGUUACCUGACGAUGUCCUCCGUUGCACUGAUGUCUCGAUGCCUUAUUAUGAAAAGAUUUACGCCCAGCGUCUACUGCCAAACUGAUGGACUACGGAUAUCCCAAUAAGCCAACGUCACAACACACGACUAUUGUCUCACAGUUCACUCCACUUCAAUUCACUUCAAUUCAAUUCAAUUCACGCGCGAAAUACAAUAGCUUGGUGGUUAAAUUGGCAGCUCAUUUUCUAAAAAAUUAUCCAAGAAAACCUAUAUGUUUGGAAAUUUUGUUUUCUAAUUAUUUUAUGUGGAUGUUCCAUGAAAGGAAUAUACCAAUAUAAACCACAAUAAAUUGCGUUCGAGCAGACAUAUUAACCUUUACUUGACAAUUAGUAAUGUUCAAUUUUUUUUUUUAACUAUAUAUUUCUAAAAAACCGUAUUGUACAUUAAUUUGAUGUUCAGUGACAGUCUGUUGAGGAAGAUUGACACUUCGUCUCUUUCAACAUUUAAAGCUACUUGAGCGGAAUGUUAUAAAUGGAAACGGUGUUUUAACUUGUUUAUAAUGCACCUGUUCACCAUUUCAAUGUAAUUUGAUGUGUUCACUUUCACUUCUGAUUUUGUUCGUAAUUAUCGAUUAAAAAAUCAGGCCCAACCUUAAAGUCACCUUGAAGUGGUAUUUUGUCAAA